GGGGAGGGACUUCUCUCCCGAUUGGUGCCCUGGCCUGUCAGUCAGAUGGUGGGGAAGCUGCUCCAUGGACAGCCAAGACAGGACAGAGGCAGAGGCGACUCCAACUACAAUGUUUUUGGACAGCGCUCCAUGGAGGGGCAGGUGUGGAAUGAGGACAUGUCGAAGUCCAUGCUGGGAGAGAGACUGAAGAAGGUUUUUCAGAACUACCAGGCCAUGAACAAGUACGGGGUGCAGUUCCAGGGAAACGGGGAUGCAGGAUCGGGUCACCGUAAGCUGAGCGGCCCAGAGCUCCUGUGCCGACUCAAAGGGAGAGUGAGGGUCAGCACCCUGACCUCUGACCUUGCGCCCUUCUCAGAGCUCCCCUGGGGCUUCCUGCUGCCUCCACAAGCUCUUACCACUGACCUGGGGCUUUUCAAGACUUGUGCCGUCGUGUCGUCAGCGGGGUCACUGAAGCAUUCUGGGCUGGGAAGCGAGAUCGACCUGCACGACGCGGUGCUGCGGUUCAACGCCGCCCCCACGGCGGGUUACGAGAAGGAUGUUGGCACAAAGACGACCAUCCGCCUCAUAAACUCCCAGGUGAUGGCAUCAGAUGACCACUACUUCCUGUCCAGCGCUCUGUACAACACGGGGAUCCUAGUGGCCUGGGACCCAGCCCCUUACUCUUCUGACCUGAACGAGUGGUAUAAUAAGACAGAUUACCCGAUAUUCCAGCAGUACCAGAAGUACCGGAGCAUGCACCCCAAGCAGCCCUUCUACAUCCUGCACCCACACAUGGAGUGGCAGGUGUGGGAGCAAAUCCAGGACAACAUGGCCGAGCCCAUCCAGAGGAACCCGCCCUCCUCCGGCCUGCUGGGGACGGUGCUGAUGAUGUCGCUGUGCGAGGUGGUGCACGUGUACGAGUUCCUGCCGUCUCGGCGCAAGACCAAGCUGUGCCACUACUACCAGCAGUUCUACGAUGAGGCCUGCACCGUGGGCGCCUACCACCCACUGCUCUACGAGAAGAACCUAGUGAAAAGGAUUAACCUGGGCCCCGACCGUGACAUAUACACCCACGGCCGGGUCACCCUGCCUGGGUUUCACACUUUCAGCUGUCCCCCGAGCCCCGCCCUCUGACCCGCCCCCGCAGGCUGGCUGACCACAUGCACCACAGCACCGCACAGUGGCCUUUGCCACCCAGCAAUGAGGUUGCAAACUGGAGGCCAUUUGUAAUUAUGUGGUGUCUCAGCACGUGGCGGUAAAACUACAUGUGGUAGAAACACCCUCAGACACAGUCCCUGUCCAGGCGGGGAUAACUUUCAGCCUAGUCUGCAAGCGGCAGUAGAGGGCAUGCGUCCUUUCACUGUAAUGUCUGCACAAGGUCUGCAGACUUUUGAAAAACAUUUACACAUGACUGCGUGAGCAAAGCAGGAGCAGAACAGUGUGAGAACAACGCGGGGAGGAGUGUGUGGGAUUGGCAGACGUGUCGCGCUCCCUGAAACCCUAUGAUAACUCCCUGAAUAACGCGGUAGCUGUGCGCAUCCAAACGCUUUCAGCCCUUCAGCCUCCAGGUGGUGCCCAAGCUUCUGAAGGCAGAUGCAGGCUUUUGGGAAGCGUAAACCGUAGAGGAACCACAGAAACC
Messenger RNA from Megalops cyprinoides (Indo-Pacific tarpon), 1618 nucleotides. RefSeq names its product beta-galactoside alpha-2,6-sialyltransferase 1-like. The transcript has 6 exons. NCBI's taxonomy places the organism in Eukaryota, Metazoa, Chordata, Actinopteri, Elopiformes, Megalopidae. The coding region runs from base 46 to 1113 and encodes 355 amino acids. The record is from RefSeq and is a predicted model, not a curated record. Gene Ontology annotation, molecular function: sialyltransferase activity.